This is a messenger RNA of Necator americanus (New World hookworm), 507 nucleotides long. RefSeq lists its product as uncharacterized. NCBI's taxonomy places the organism in Eukaryota, Metazoa, Nematoda, Chromadorea, Rhabditida, Ancylostomatidae. The transcript has a single exon. The coding region runs from base 1 to 507 and encodes 168 amino acids. The record is from RefSeq and is a predicted model, not a curated record.
AUGAAAUGGAAAAUGGCAACAGGGGUACUGUGCGACAAGAAAGUCCCUGUUCGACUGAAGUCGAAGAUCUACAGGACGGUUGUGCGUCCUGUUGCCCUUUACGGAUGCGAGUGCUGGCCGACAACGAAAGCCUUGGAAAGAGUGCUGCACGCUAUGGAGAUGCGGAUGUUGAGGUGGACGAUAGGUGUAACGCUAAAAGAGAAAGUAUCCAACGACACUGUACGUUCCAUCUUCGGCGUCGUCCCGAUAACUGAGAAGAUGAAGGAGGCGCGACUGAGAUGGUUUGGUCACGUCUUGCGGCGGGAGGAAGAUUCUGUUGCCAAAACCGCUCUGAAGCUCGACGUUUCAGGAGUGAGGCUGCGUGGGAGGCCAAAGAUUCGCUGGUUAGACCGUGUGAAGCUGGAUAUGAUAGAUGCACGUUUGUGUACGGCUGAUGCAAUGGACAGAACCAAAUGGAAGACAAGAAGCAGAAAAGCGGACCCUGCAACAACGCGGGACAAACGCUAG